AUGGCUGAGCAGGUAGAGAAUUCGGAUCCGAAGGGGGAAUCACUGUUAGACAAGAUAGUGGAGAAGAUUCACGGUAGCGACGAUUCAUCGUCGUCGUCGGACUCCGAUUCCGAGAAGAAGUCGGCGACUCCGUCGUCUGUAAAGGCUAAGAUUUACCGGUUGUUCGGCCGGGAAAAACCUGUCCACAAGGUUUUCGGUGGAGGCAAACCUGCUGACCUCAUCUUGUGGAGGAACAAGAAAAUAUCUGCUGCAGUACUUGGUGGGGCAACUGCUGCCUGGGUCCUUUUUGAAUUACUCCAAUACCAUUUGCUUACCCUGGUCUGCCACAUUUCAAUACUAGCCAUCACAGUCUUGUUCUUGUGGUCCAAUGUAACAACCUUUAUAAACAAGCGUCCUCCACAUAUCCCAGAAGUCCACCUUCCAGAGGAUCCAUUUCUUCAGGUUGCUUCAGCCGUUAGGAUUGAGAUCAAUCAUGCCCUCUCUUUGUUGAGGGAAAUUGCAUCUGGCAGGGAUCUCAAGAAGUUCCUCGUGGUUGUGGCUGGCUUGUGGGUUCUCUCAAUUGUGGGCAGCUGGUGCAACUUCUUGACAUUGUUCUAUAUAUUGUUUGUUCUGCUGUAUACAAUACCUGUUCUGUAUGAAAAUUCUGAGCAAAAUACGCCGAGGACCAUUGAAAGACAAGAAGAUGGCUUAAACCUGUUACUCAGUUUCAAAAAUGAUAUUUGCGGUGGAUUCAAUCAGUAG
Messenger RNA from Fraxinus pennsylvanica, 741 nucleotides. NCBI's taxonomy places the organism in Eukaryota, Viridiplantae, Streptophyta, Magnoliopsida, Lamiales, Oleaceae. The record is from the annotation of a GenBank genome assembly.